Molecule: messenger RNA, 993 nt
Organism: Aspergillus tubingensis
Lineage: Eukaryota; Fungi; Ascomycota; Eurotiomycetes; Eurotiales; Aspergillaceae
Product: short-chain dehydrogenase/reductase
Exons: 3
Coding region: 1-993 (330 amino acids)
Biological process (GO): secondary metabolic process
Source: RefSeq, a predicted model, not a curated record
AUGGUAUCCCUUGAAGCUGUCCGCGCUCACAACAGCAAUUUAGAAGAUCUCGGCACGGGACUCGUUGCUGUAUUUGUCGGUGGUACGAGUGGAAUUGGACUCUACGCUGCGCGUGAAUUCAUCCGCCAUACUUUAUCUCCGACGGUCUAUCUAGUUGGCCGCAACGAGAUUCGCGCAACAGAGAUCAUUGACGACUUGAAGUCGCUGAAUCCGAGCUCCCAGAUUAGAUUUCUCAAAGCAGACGUAUCGCUAUUGAAGGAGGUGGACUCGACAUGUGCCGUGAUUCGAAGCCAGGUCAACCAUGUCAACGUGUUAUUCCUCAGCUGCGGUAUUUUUACGCUCAACCGUAGUAGAGAAGACACUGCGGAAGGCCUCGACAAAAAGCUCAGUCUCCAUUACUACGCUCGCAUGCGCUUCAUCCACAACCUAAUGCCGCAGUUGACCCGCGCCAGCUGUAUCCUUGGUUCUGAGGGUAGUCAUAACCUCUCCCGGGUUAUAUCCGUUCUAGGCGGUGGCCACGAAACAGAGCUAUAUCUAGACGAUCUCGACCUGCAGAACCACUACGGGGUCGAGAAUUGCGAUAUCCACGCAACAACCAUGACAUCCUUAAUGGUCGAAGAGUUUGCGUCGCGGUAUCCGUCGACGACAUUUAUCCACACGUAUCCUGGGAUUGUGAAUUCGGGGAUUUCUCGCGAAUCGGGCCGAUUCGUAGGCUGCAUUGUCAAGGCCGUGAUGUUUCUAGGUCGGCCGUGGAUGGUGUCGGAGAAGGAGAGCGGCGAGCGGAGUCUUUUUGCGGCGACGAGUAGAGAGAUCUCUACGUCUGCGAAGAGUACCACUGGAGAUGGCAAAAGGAAUGCUAUCAUACUGAACUGGGACGGGUCUGAGGUGGGCAAUCGAAGGCUCCUCGAAGAGUAUCGGAAAAAGGGUGUUGGUGAUAUGGUGUGGAAGCUUACGGAGGAGAUUUUUCUAAAGGCUUCCAAGGUUCCUUCUUGA